Molecule: messenger RNA, 1938 nt
Organism: Suillus subalutaceus
Lineage: Eukaryota; Fungi; Basidiomycota; Agaricomycetes; Boletales; Suillaceae
Exons: 13
Coding region: 1-1938 (645 amino acids)
Source: RefSeq, a predicted model, not a curated record
AUGUCUCGCAUUCCUCAACCAUCUCCACGUCCAACACCUGCCGCCAGUGCAUCUUCCCCUCGCGUGAGGACUAAGUCGGUCCCAAAAUCUCCGUCUAAGGCUAUUCGUAGGCCACCACCUGUCGAAAAUGAGCCACCUGUUCCCAAACCAAUAUUGAGCAUCAAGGAAGCUGUCGCUCUCAAGCGAGCUGAAGCGAGAAAGGCCGUAUCUACUUCUUCAUCCCGAGUAGGCCUUGGCAAUAGUGCAGGCUUUGAACGAAGAAGAAACACACCCGAAUUAGGGAGGUGGUCUGUGAAAGAGACCAUUGAGCGUGCUCGAAGCACAGGUGCCAUCAAUUUGUCCUCUCGCUCUCUACCAUGCAUUCCUUCUGCCUUUUCGGUAGCUUCCGAGCCACCCAUAUCUUCCUCCACGGAUGCUUCAAGUUCGUCCAGGCGGACUGGUCAACGAGAAGGUCCAGCGUGGUUUGAAGCCCAAGACUUGCAUGUGCUCAAAGUGUGGAAUAACGAUAUUGUCGAAAUACAGCACGAAAUCUCUCUCUUUGGAUCGCUGAAGACCGUUGAUUAUCUUUCUCAUAAUUCCCUCGCGGCGCUACCUUCAAAUAUCUUCGCCUUACCCAAUCUCACGCUCUCCUUUGGUGCCCGGUUCUCGAAGUCUUCCUCACAGAAAGCGCGAAACGAUACCUUCAGUUCCGGGGGAUUCUUUGGUCCUGUCAUUACGAGAGCCUCAUCGCCACUACCACGCCUUUCUGUCCUGGACGCGUCUCACAAUAAACUCACCGCUUUUUCCAUAGACCACGCCAAUCUGCCUCCCUGCAUUAUUCGAGCCCUUAGUCAUUUGAACUUCUCAAGGAACUUCGUUGUGAUAACCGCCGACAUCGGCGAUGAUGCUUUCCCCAGUGACUUAUUCCACUUCGAAAAUCCAUUGUUUCCCUCGGCUUGCAAUCUGCGUUGGUCUGGGCUAAAGCAGGAUAUUACGUACGAUUUCACUACUGAGCAGCCUCCCGAAGGCACUCUGAGGGUGUCUGUCGGCAAAAAGGUUGUUCGGGAAGCUUGGGAGAUAGAGGCAGAAAGAAGGGUGAAGAGCCGUGUGUCUAAAAGUGUGGCAGAUGCGGAAAGUACUGGUGGUUCCAGCAAAAUGGACGUAGGCCAAAACAAUGCGGAUGUAGUCAAGGAGGCUUGGGAGAUCGAGGCAGAACACUCCCUUAUCGGACACGGGCGCCCACCUACGCCUGCUAGCACCCUCGCAACCAUCAUCGAGCACAAGUUUAACGAAUCCGCAAUACUACCAUGCUACCACUCAAACGCUCACUUUACCCCCGCUCUCAGCUCCGACAAAGAGAGUCAUGCUCGAUCCUUCUCUUUAGCAACUCCAUUCUCGAGUGCACCAUCCUCUCAAGGCAAACUGAUUUUGCCCUUGCCUACAUUGACACUUCCCCUCGUUGCCAUAUCAGCUCAGUCGUUUGCACAGACGCUUAAGAUUCUCGUGUUACGCAACCGCAAAUUCGAUCUUUGCGUUUCUCUCCCAACCACUGGCGAGGUCUUACUCCCAAGCCUGGAGGAACUCGUUCUGGAUGGGUGUGGAUUCGGUGAUCAAGUCUCCGUUCUUCGAACGUUGGAUUUAUCUUAUAACGCUCUUACGUCAGCUUCGCUGCGGCAGGACAUCUUGUCUUCCCUCAUCCUGGCAGACAACUCCAAUUCCCGUAAAGGCCUCAGGCAUCUCAGACUCCGUGGCAAUCGAAUCGACGAACUUGAUGCUUUCCAGGGCAUCGCAGAUCUGUUCAAAGGUAACCAGGAACUAGACCUCAGAGACAACGAGAUUUCCAAGCUUCCUGCAGAACUUGGUCUUUGCCUUUGGACGUUCCGUAUACCUCAGAGGAAGGUUUGGGAAAGGGAAGGGACGAGGGGCCUUUUGAGCUGGCUGAGAGGUCGCUUGGAAUGA